AUGGCACCGGCGCAGCACCAACACCCUGACCUGGUGGUCGAUGACACUCAUCCUGUCGAGGCCGAAGAGGAAAGAAGCCAGACCGAAGCUCAGGAUGAUGUAGCUCUGCUGAAAACGAUGGGCUAUAAGCCUGUCCUUCAUCGGACGUACUCGUUGUUCGAAAAUUUUGCUACCACUUUCGCGGCUCUCUACUUCAUCGGAGGUGUGCGCGUCACGUUCAGCACGGGUAUUGCAGCGGGUGGAAACUUGGCCUACUGGACGAGUUACCUGGUGACGCUAGUCUUCACCUACAUCACAGCCGCAGUAAUUGCAGAAGUCUGUUCUGCAUCUCCGUCCGCCGGAUCGAUCUACUUGUGGGCUGCCGAAGCUGGCGGUCCUCGGUUUGGUCGACUCCUGGGCUUCAUUGUCGCUUGGUGGAGCACGACAGCAUGGACCACCUUUUGUGCCAGUAACACUCAGGCGGCCGUCAACUACAUGCUGUCGGAGCUGACGGUGUUCAAUGUCGACUUUCCCACGGACACCUCUUCCGUCAAAUUCCGUGCCGUCCAAUGGAUCUGUACAGAGAUCCUCCUGGCCUUGGCCGCUCUUUUGAACUUCAUGCCCCCGAAAUACUUCCGUUGGGUCUUCUACUUCUCGUCGAUGGUCGUCCUUCUGGACUUCUUCCUCAACAUCAUCUGGCUGCCGAUCGGCGUCGCCAACACCUGGGGCUUCCGCACCGCCGAAGAAGCCUUCAUGUCCACCUAUAACGGGACCGGGGCCCCGGCGGGAUGGAACUGGUGUCUGUCCUACCUUGCUACCGCGGGUAUCCUGAUCGGCUUUGACGCGUCCGGCCAUGUAGCCGAGGAGACCAAGAACGCCUCCGUCACAGCCGCGCGUGGUAUUUUCUGGAGUACGGUCGUGAGCGGCAUCGGAGGGCUGGCAACGAUCAUCCUUUUCUUGUUCUGCGCGAACACGGCAAUCGCCAUCGUCGCCGCAUCCCGUCUCGUCUUCGCCGUCGCCCGCGAUGGCGUCCUCCCCUUCUCCAGCUGGGUCUCCCGCGUCCACAACGGCCAGCCCCGCAACGCCGUCAUCGUCGUCUGGACCGUCGCCGGCAUCGUCACCUGCACCUUGCUCCCAUCCGACGUCGCCUUCACGUCGUUGGUCUCGGCCGCGGGCGUGCCCAGCGCCGCGGCGUACGGACUGAUCUGCCUUGGGCGGCUGCUCUGCACGCCCAAGCGGUUCCCCAAGCCGGCGUGGAGUCUCGGCAGGCUGAGCAAGCCGUUCCAGUUCAUCGGGGUGUUUUGGAAUGGCUGGGUCGUGGCUGUGCUCUUUUCCCCGUAUGCGUUUCCUGUCACCGGGGCGAACCUGAACUACGCUCCGAUCAUCAUGGCGGGAGUUACAAUCUUCGCUCUGGUUUCGUACUUCGUCAUGCCGGAGGAAGCAUGGCUGCCGCGGAACCGCAUCUCGCACUUUAUCGACAGCAAAGGCGUGGUCACAGAGACCGUGGAGGAAGUCAACCAAUCUCGCGGUGAGGGUGCCAGCUCAUCGCGUUGA
Molecule: messenger RNA, 1533 nt
Organism: Aspergillus terreus NIH2624
Lineage: Eukaryota; Fungi; Ascomycota; Eurotiomycetes; Eurotiales; Aspergillaceae
Product: putative amino acid permease
Exons: 8
Coding region: 1-1533 (510 amino acids)
Biological process (GO): transmembrane transport
Cellular component (GO): membrane
Molecular function (GO): transmembrane transporter activity
Source: RefSeq, a predicted model, not a curated record